AUGGUAAUUGGUGUUAUGGAGUACGGAACACAGUUGCUUUUUGUACAAACAGGCUUCUCCUUAAGGCCAGGGAAGAGAGCCAAGAGCAGACAGAGGAAGUCUCUCCAGCUUGCUCUAUCAGCAAUGUUUGGAGAAAAUACUCUGGUCCAAUUUGGAUCACAGCACAUGCUUGGAAUGGGAGGACAGAGGCCAUGUGACGUACGGCCCUCCCAGGAUCCUGGCCCAGGACAGGGGGCAGAGCAGGAUGUUAGGAGUUACAGUUCACUUAAAGAAUCAGAAGGACACAGUGGACGCGCCCCACCUCCCUGCGGCCUCCGGAGGUGGUUUGGCGGCCCCCUCCCCCUCCCCAGUGUCGCGAGUUGGCGCCGCUGCCAGCCCCCGCUCCGCGCUCUUGGCCCCUCGGCCGGGCGGUACCGAGCCCUCUCGGCGCCCCCUCUGAUCCUCCCUCCGACCUGCCCUUCCCCGCGGGAUCUGCACCCCCACCUUUCCCCCAGCCCUCUUCUCUCCCCGCCGAGCCGCGGCAGCAGCAGCAGGAGGAGGAGCCGGAGUCCGGAGGCGGCGGUGGCCGGGGAACCCAUGGCGUACAGUCAAGGAGGCGGCAAGAAGAAAGUCUGCUACUACUACGAUGGUGAUAUUGGAAAUUACUAUUAUGGACAGGGUCAUCCUAUGAAACCUCAUAGAAUCCGCAUGACCCAUAACUUGCUGUUAAAUUAUGGCUUAUACAGAAAAAUGGAAAUAUAUAGGCCCCAUAAAGCCACUGCCGAAGAAAUGACAAAAUACCACAGUGAUGAGUAUAUCAAAUUUUUGCGGUCAAUAAGACCAGAUAACAUGUCUGAGUAUAGUAAGCAGAUGCAGAGAUUUAAUGUCGGAGAGGAUUGUCCAGUGUUUGAUGGACUCUUUGAGUUUUGUCAGCUCUCAACUGGUGGCUCAGUUGGUAAGUUCUAAUUUAAUCAGA
Propithecus coquereli (Coquerel's sifaka) is the source of this 955-nucleotide messenger RNA. It is a transcript of the gene HDAC2, whose product is annotated as histone deacetylase 2. NCBI's taxonomy places the organism in Eukaryota, Metazoa, Chordata, Mammalia, Primates, Indriidae. The record is from RefSeq and is a predicted model, not a curated record. Gene Ontology annotation, molecular function: histone deacetylase activity.